AUGGCUUCCGGCUUCGGGAACGCGGCAAACGCUGCGGCCGGGGCCGUGAACAAUGGGCCUGACCUGGAGACGAUCCAGACAGAGGCGCUCGGCUUUCUCUCCGUCGCCGGCGACGCCAAAGUGCGCCUGACCACGCCCUGGUCGUCUCUCCCAGCCCCAACCUCUUCGCUUCUCACCAUCGCGUCGCGAAAAGGCCUGGUUGCCGCCGCGGGCCCUGAUCAGGUCGUCAUCGCCAAGACUGAGUCCGUCCGGAAAGCCUUCGAGUCUCCGAAAGAUGGCGAUUCCGACAUCCGAGCUUUCGAGCCCCAGCUCGUCAUGCCCAUGCCCAUGCGCAUUUCACAAAUCGCCUUUACGGCCGAUGAGAACUUCCUCAUCCUGACGGCCGAGACCGGUGGCGGUCUUGCCGUGUACGAGGUCCAGAGCCUCUUGCAGGGCUCCUCGAGCACUGCCUUCGAGCUUGCGACCAACGGCGAGCCUCUGCGAUCGCUGAUACCGAACCCGACCCCGGACAAGGCGGAGCUGUGUGCAAUUGUCACCAACGGCGGCAACUUGCACAUGGCGAACUUGAAAGAGAGGAGGAUCAGCAGCGUCCUCAAGGGCCAAGUGAGCUGCAUCAGCUGGAGCGCAAAAGGCAAGCAGCUAUGCGCUGGCCUGGCCGAUGGCUCUAUACACCAAAUGACCCCUGAAGGAGAGGCCAAGGCAGAUAUCCCGAAGCCGCCUAGCUUGGGCAAUUGCCACGUGUCAUCGCUCACCUGGCUGGAGAACAACCUCUUCCUCGCCAUUCACACCACGACCAACGUGUCCCCACCCUCAUCUACCUACCAUAUCAUCACCCGCGAACCGCCGUCGGCCUUCAACUUCCAGAAGCUAGCCGAUCCCGUUGAGCCCUUUGGCUCGGACAAAGUACCCCAUCAUUCCAUUCUUCGACUCAGGGACUUCCCUCCGGACCUCCAAGACCUUCUCAUUGUGACCUCCACGGCGUCAACAGAGGCCGGCUUGCUGAGCCGAUCUGUGGUCCCCCUCGCCAGUGACAAGCCAGCAAGCUCCAUUACCGGUGUUUUUACCACGACAGAACUGCUUGACGACACCAAGCGGCCAACACUUCCCAUGACGGAUUCCAUGGAUGACUCUACACCCGUGGGCGUCGCACUGGAUCUUUCGAGCACAGAAAAGGUUUAUAAGCCUAUCCCUGCAGAGGAGAUCGAAGAAUCUCCAGGGCCGCUGCCGGGCUUGUGGAUCUUGACGCACGAGGGCGUACUAUGCUCGUGGUGGGUCGUCUACGAAGCUUCCAUCAAGAAGGGGACGACUUAUUCUGGGUUUGGAGCCGUGGCGGGAGCCGCGCCUGCCUCUGCACAAGCACAAGCGACACCAACGUUGGGCCAGAAGUCGUCCCCCUCCUUCGGAACCUCGCCAGCGCCUGGGUCGACGUUUGGCAAGCCAAGUCCUAUAGGGUUUGGGCAAUCCUCACAGCUGGGCAUGAGGACCUCUUCGCCUUGGGCAGCUGGGGGAGUGCCCGCCCCGGCUUUUGGCCAAGCUGGGUUCUCGAGCUUUGCUAAGAGCAGCAGCAACAACAACAACCAGCAGAAUCCAUUCGGGGCAGCAUCGGCAUCACCCUCGUCCGGGGGCUUCUCCGGGUUCGCCAAACAGGGCGGCUUCGCUUCCGUCGCGGCGGACAGUCCUGGUGGCUCGGGGGUAUUUGGGAGUGGAAGCAAACUGCCGGGCGGCUCGUUCGGAGGAGCUGACGGUUCGAAUGCACCCACCAACUCCGCCUUUGCCCCCAAGGAAGACAAGCCGUCUGGCGGUCUCUAUGGCUCUACACCAUUCAAACUAGAGUCGUCCUUCAAGCCGGACCCAUCUCAAGGCGGAAGCAACGAGCAGGCCGCUGCAACGACUGGGUCGUCGAUGUUCGGCAGCAGUUUCGGGUCUGCUCUCAAGGAUGCGGGGCAGAUGCCUCGGGCGUCUACGCCUCCUGCCAAGGACGACGACAUGGACACGGGAGAUGCUGCCACCGAGCAGACGCCGCAGGCCGCGCCGCCGUCUUUGUUUGGUCUGUCGUCGUCGCCUGCCGCCGGAACGUCGCUAUUUGGACAGCCAACCAAACUGAGUGGCUCGAGCGGGCUGUUUGGCUCUACCGGCUUCUCUGGAUUCUUUAGCCAGCAGAAUGAAACCCCAAAGCCCGCCACCGAGAGCAAAGCAGAGCCGGAAACGCCGAAGAUUAAGCAGGAAGAACGGGAUGAUCCCCUGCCGCCGGACACGACUACGAAGACCGCGGAAAAAGCAAAAGAGACUGACGAUGCCCCCCUGCCUCCCGACUUCAUCACGACUCCGAAGCCCGCAAUGCCAGAUGCGCCUUUGCCUCCUGACCCCACCAAAUCGGGGCCGCUCUCGAAACCAGACCACGCCCCGCUGCCGCUCGACGUCGUUUUGCCGAAGGCGCCAUCAGAUGAGGAGGCAUCGGCUGUUGUGUCUGGCCCUGAAGAUAGCGAAGAGGGCAGCGAUUUUGGAGAGGACAAUGCGUCAGAGGGCAGUGGCGUGGAUGUCGCAAAAGACCUGAGCCCUAGCACGAGCGGUCUGAUGCCCACGCCCGGGUUUACUCCGCACAGCGCGUAUGGCGGGCUUGGAGCAACGACUCCUGCUACCGCCAAGGCGGAGCAAGAUCGACCAAAGUCGCUCUUUGGAGAAAUCAGCCGCAAUGCGCCGCUUUUCCCUCGACCGAAUGCCACGAGCCCCCGGUCGCCGAGUCCUGUACGCGGUGCGGUGCCUCAGCGAGUGUUUAGAACGGAUGCGACAAGAUCAGUCAGCGCUCCCGGCCUAGCAUCACAAAUCUUGGGGCCCAGGAAAUCUCAGUCGGUGAUGGGGGCCCCAAUCGUCAACAAGGAAAAGCUGGCACACGCCGAGGAAUCGUUCCUCCAGCAACACCGGAAGCUGAGGGCGCGGCAGGAGGCGGAGGAGGCCCAGCCCUUGAUCGACGAGGACGACGACGAGGUCCAAAAAGUUCUGGCGUCGGAGGUUGAGGGCACGCUGGAGCUGGACGAGUUUAUCGCACAUUCGAACGUGGCGCCAGCUGCGAGGGAUAGUAUCCCUUCCCAGGUCGAAGCGGUUUAUCGCGACAUCAACUCGAUGAUUGAUACCCUAGGCCUCAACGCGCGCGCAGUCAAAGCCUUUUUGAAGGGUCACAUUGAGAGCAGCAAGGAGGGGGGCCGAAACAAGGACGACCUCGAAAUACCCGACGACUGGGUUUUGUGUGAAGUCUCUGAGCUUGGCGUUGUGCUGGACAAUGAGCUCUACAGCGACCUCGAAGACGGUCGAGUGCAGGACCUGGACAGCAAGCUCGAUGCUUGCCAAGACCUGGCGCGAGAGAUGCAGCGGCUCAGGGCCAAGCAGGAGGAUCUCAAGAGGGUAAUCAUGGCGAGACUGGAUCCCGAGCAGGUCGAGGUUGCGCGGACGCUGCCCCUUAGCGCCGAGCAAGCAGCGCAGCAAAACGAGCUGAGGCGCGAAUUCGCCAAGUUCUCGAAGCUUUUGGCGCAAGCCGAGGAGGCGGUGACGCUUCUCAAGACGAGGAUGGCGUCGGCGUCGGGUUCGUCGGGGAGAGGCAGCGCCAAUGUGCCGACGGUAGAGGCGGUGAUACGGACGAUUACAAAAAUGACAUCGAUGGCAGAGAAGCGAAGCGGAGACAUUGACGUGCUCGAGACGCACAUGCGCAAGAUGCGCCUUGGAUCAGUGAGCCGAGAAGGGUCUCCCAUGACGCCGCAAGCGAAGAAGAGCGCACUGGUUUUGUCCGAGUCAACGCCGUCGCGCACUUUCCGACACAGUCUUUCGGGGAGCGUGUCGCUCGGGCCACUGGCCAGGGCUACGCCGCCGAGAAAAAGGCUCAGCGGAUUCAGCAGGGAUGAAAAGGGAGACUUGAUGGAGAAGCGGGCACGACGUCACGCGGUCCUGGCUAAGUUCAAGAGCAGCGUGGAGAAGAAAGGCGUGCAGGUGUGGAACAUGGAGGAUAUCGAGUAG
Messenger RNA from Hirsutella rhossiliensis, 4005 nucleotides. RefSeq lists its product as uncharacterized. Lineage: Eukaryota; Fungi; Ascomycota; Sordariomycetes; Hypocreales; Ophiocordycipitaceae. The transcript is spliced from 7 exons. Gene Ontology annotation, molecular function: protein binding; structural constituent of nuclear pore. The record is from RefSeq and is a predicted model, not a curated record. Gene Ontology annotation, cellular component: nuclear pore. Gene Ontology annotation, biological process: RNA export from nucleus; protein import into nucleus. The coding region runs from base 1 to 4005 and encodes 1334 amino acids.